AUGAACCCCUGCCUCCGCAUCCCCGAAAUUGUGCUCCAGGUGGUGCAGCAUGUCACCAGCGACACAACCCGUGCCGCGGCCACAACCACCCGUGCCGAUCUCGCGCGGCUAGCGCGGACUUCGCGUCUUUUCUCACACUUUGCGUUGGAGCAGCUCUGGGCAGACGAGCGCUUCUUGAAGCAAAGGGACAGGAUACUGAUCAAUCUGCUUCGCUGCUUUCCACCUGACCUGGUGACGCUCACCAAAACAGACAAAGGCGUGCGCGAAGUGCGUCAGCUGCGUCCCUUCAUCUUAUCUGACUUGGACCGCCCGGCGCGGUACUUCCAACUCAUCAGGAAGUUCUACCAUGAGCCCACCGACACCAAGCGGCUGGAAACGAGCAUCUUGAUGUUGUUUGCAACAUGGUUGCCCUGGGAUUGCAUGUUUCCUGCACUUGAACAGCUUCGGUGGACCAUCCCAUUCUCAUGGGACAGAGUUAACACUGGAGAUACACCGGAGGUCGUACUACUUCUUCGCGUCCUGCUGUCGCCUAAACUCAGAUCCCUGUCUCUGUGUGGAAUUGACAAGGGCACACUCUCUAUCCUCCCUCUUAUAGCCGCCCGCAAAUUGCCUCUUCAACACUUGACUCUCCACACAAAGAGAGAUGCAGACCUCUUUCCUGUGGAGUCGCUGGCGACGUUCUUGUGCACCAUAGACCCCCUUGAAAAGUUAGACAUUGCACCGUCACUUCAUCGCCAUGUAUUCCGCAAUCCCGAGUCACUUGCAAAUCUGGUAGAACUGCGCGUUACGGGCGGCACUGACACACCUCCCUCCGACACAGCAUUCCCGGCACUGAGGCGCUGUGUCUGGUCUGAGACCAACCUAACCGACGCCCCUCGAUUCCUGCGCGCCAUACAUACAUCUGCACUGGAGCUUCUCUCAUUCGAACCUGAACUCCCUGUUGCCACCACCACGCUUGUCUCACAUCUCUUUUCCGCGCUCGAUGCACUUGAAACAGCGCGCAGCUCACUGCGCAGCUUCGCCAUCAGAAACUCCAACUAUGAGCUGCUGUCGCGAUGGGAGUGGGACUGCCCGUGGCAAAUCGACCCGACGGCACUCUCCCACCUAGGCAACUUCCCCGGUCUAACCAACGUGACGUUGAUUGCGCCAGGCGGGUUCGGCGCCCUGGAUGACGCGGCCGUGACUGGGCUCCUUCAGCAGCUCCCGUGCCUCCAGCAGCUCUGCCUCACCCAGCCGAACUUGACGGCCGGGAGUCAGUUGACGCUCCGACUUUUAUCUGUUGCCGCACGCCACACAUGCCUGCAGCAUCUGGAAUUGACGAUGGACGACAGUGCCGGGCCGCCGGCGGGGCCCGUCGUCCCGUCAAAGAGCGUGCUCACGACGUUGGGUGUGGGGUACACAGGUAUUGCCCACACUGACCCGGCCCCGAUGGCGCACUUGCUCGCCAUGCUGUUUCCGGUGGUGAGGCAUAUCAAACACCAGUGGAUGGAUGACCGUGAGUAUCUCGACAACGACGGCCUGCUCUUCAACAUCGCUUUUGAUGAGGCAGACCAUUUCGCUGAGCGCUGGAAUGCGGUCUUGAGCUUGGUGGAAAGGAGGCAAAUUCGGAUAUCAGAGCAGUAA
Messenger RNA from Mycena indigotica, 1623 nucleotides. RefSeq lists its product as uncharacterized. Lineage: Eukaryota; Fungi; Basidiomycota; Agaricomycetes; Agaricales; Mycenaceae. The record is from RefSeq and is a predicted model, not a curated record. The transcript is spliced from 2 exons. The coding region runs from base 1 to 1623 and encodes 540 amino acids.